Messenger RNA from Perkinsus marinus ATCC 50983, 1536 nucleotides. Its product is annotated as cytochrome P450, putative. The record is from RefSeq and is a predicted model, not a curated record. Bases 1 to 1536 code for a protein of 511 amino acids. Lineage: Eukaryota; Perkinsozoa; Perkinsida; Perkinsidae. Gene Ontology annotation, molecular function: iron ion binding; monooxygenase activity; oxidoreductase activity, acting on paired donors, with incorporation or reduction of molecular oxygen. The transcript has 9 exons.
AUGGAACCCGUCCUCCAUGGUGUGCAGGACCUCAUGGUGAAGUGCCGAUCGCUCUUCCGGUGGCACGGCAGUCUGAUCAUCGUCGCUGGUGUGGCCUCAUUAAUCGCCUUGAAGGCUCUUAAGCGCAUGAAGCGUACCAGGGUGGAUCUCCAUGCACUCUUUGGUGGACCAAACCAUCUUCUUCCGGUCCUCGGCUUCAUCCCGAAGUCAGUGGAUCACCUCUACUACGCCUCGGAGAUCUAUGCUGAUACCUACGGUGGUGUUUACCACAUGAGAUUCGUCGGUGGAGACAUGAUUGUCGUAUCUGAUCCUGAGCUUAUUCGACAAGUUCUGAAUGCACGCCCGAAGACCUACAUAAAGCCCUUCAAUAAACACAAGAUUGUGCCUGUGGAUGGUAUGUUUACUACAGAAGGUGAAGUGUGGAGGCGGAAUAGACGAUUGGGUGCGCCGGCAUUCAACGACAUCAACUCAUCGGCUAUGAUUCCCGAUAUGUCCAAAGUUGCCUUGAGGCUGAUACAACAGUUGAAGUCCCUCAGUCAAGACGGUGUCAUCGUAUGGUGCCCCACAGGAUGGCUUCCCCUCUGCACUUUGGAUAUCUUAUGUGUCACCACUCUCGGGAAGGAUUAUAAUUUCGUGAAUCCAGAUGGUGUGUCUCUCGGACAACAGUCCGGAGAGCUGCAGCUAGCGAUGGAAGAGCUAUUGCUGGGCUCGGGUUACGCUGCCCAACGUAGUGCUAUAGCAUGGACGACACGAGAUAGGUUCCCAUGGAAUCUCAAUCCGAUGAUUAGACAGAUGCACUCUGGGGCGAAGCAACUGAGAAGAAUAUGUGAUGAGAUCAUCGCCAAACGCCGAGCGGAGCGGGACGCGGGAGAACGAGGGGAAAGACGCGACUUGCUCGACAAACUUCUGCAUCUCGACGAAGCCGACCUGCGAGGGAACCUUAUGACGUUCCUCAUUGCUGGUAGUGACACCACCGCUACGACUGUCGCCUGGUGUCUCUGCUAUCUGGCCCUAUACCCUGGAAUACAGGACAAGGCCAGGGCCGAGGUGGAUGGCCUUGGGCAUGAUCCCGAUACGAUAGAGGAUCUGGAGGAGCUAGUCUAUAUCAAGUGUUGUAUACUCGAGGCCCUCAGGUUGGAGCCACCGGCUGUGCUCCUCCUCCAUGAGUGUACCCAUGACACGGAGCUUAACGGCCACCAGAUCCCUUCCGGGACAAAUGUGAUGACCCUCCUUCGCAAGGUUAUGAUUACGGAGUCUCAGGGCGGCAAAACCUUCAAUCCCGAGCGUUGGCUUCUCCCCGGCGGCUCCUCGAUAGACCAAGCCCGUGUACGUGAUCAUCUAGCAUUCGGUGGAGGGCCUCGCCAAUGCCCUGGACAGAACAUGGCCAUCAAGGAGGCUGUGGUGAUCUUGACUCUCAUCCUGAGGCAUUUCCAUUCCAUGACAUUGGCCUGUCCCACUGCUACUGUUCGUGGCGAAGCGAGAUUGUCAUACAAACCUCAGAGUCUCGAGCUGAAGAUGCGUCAACGACUUAGCUAG